AUGUCUUCAACAAAGGAGGCGCUUGCUAACAGCGUCCCCGCUCCACAACUGUUGACGAUCACCACUGCUGAUGGACCGUCAGUUGUUACUGGCAUCCCAGCUGUCCAAAACCUCAAUGAUGACGCCCACUCCUCAACUGAUGCGUCAGUUGUUGGCUACGUAGCUGAGCAGGCAUCGACAACCACUGGUAGUCACCCUACGUCCUCUACCAGCGCUGUCCCAGCUGAGCAACCGUCAACCACGACCAUUACCCACCCUACGUCCUCCCCCGAUGUCGGGAUCCCUACCACCUUGCAUGGAUUCAAGAACUUUCCACUGGAAGUGCGCUUGAUGAUCUGGGCCUUAGCCGCACCUCCCCCAGCCGUUAUAGUCCAAUGCAAAAGCCGCAUUGAAGGGCGACCAUUCUUCUGGAACCGCGCUGGCGGCGUCCCAGCAGUACUCCACGCUUGCAGAGAAUCCCGCGCCGAGUACCUUGAGAUCGAACCCAGCAAUGACGCAGAGAGACACGAGAUUGAGGCCCGUCGCCGCAAGCACCCUUUGUACAAGAUGACUUUCCGCACUCGCCGGCUCGACAGCCCCGGCUGCUACAUGGCUCUAGAAAUCGAUACGUACAUGCCAUUGGACGGCGAAGUGUUCCGGUGGAAGACUAGCAAGUUCCGGACUGCGUCGAUGCUGAGGUUUUUGAAGGAGGUGAAGUACCUUGCGGUGGGGAACCACCACGUGUACCACCCAUUGGUAGUGCGUAGACUCGUGGAGAUAUGUCCACAGCUUCGAUGCUUGACGAUCACGUUGUGGGACGAGUCGUUCGACGCCGCGCGCUCGAUUGCGGAGCAAUAUGGUGCGGAGGUCGAUGGGGAGUGGGGUUUGGAACUGAGUACUCGGGUCGUUGAUCCUAUUCGCUUGGAAGGAAUGCGGCAGAGUGUCCCAUUUGACAUGCUACUGCUCGAUGAGGACAAUGAUUCGAUGAGGGUCGAUGUCUCCCAGGAGAAGAGAUAUUAUCCAAAUACGAUUGUCCCGCCCGUCAAGUUCCGCUUUGCCAAACAAUUCAUCCACGUUGUACAGUUGGACACUUUCCCAGAUAUGGAGCGUCUGCGGCCACGACCAAGAAUUUAA
Mollisia scopiformis is the source of this 1113-nucleotide messenger RNA. RefSeq lists its product as uncharacterized. The coding region runs from base 1 to 1113 and encodes 370 amino acids. The record is from RefSeq and is a predicted model, not a curated record. The transcript has 2 exons. NCBI's taxonomy places the organism in Eukaryota, Fungi, Ascomycota, Leotiomycetes, Helotiales, Mollisiaceae.